Messenger RNA from Populus nigra (black poplar), 1233 nucleotides. Its product is annotated as mitogen-activated protein kinase kinase kinase 1b-like. The transcript has 5 exons. The record is from RefSeq and is a predicted model, not a curated record. Bases 1 to 1233 code for a protein of 410 amino acids. Gene Ontology annotation, biological process: protein phosphorylation. NCBI's taxonomy places the organism in Eukaryota, Viridiplantae, Streptophyta, Magnoliopsida, Malpighiales, Salicaceae. Gene Ontology annotation, molecular function: ATP binding; protein kinase activity.
AUGUCAGGACUCAAGAUUGACGAGUUCUCGAGGGCGAAGAUGGAUGCAAUAGCAAAAGAGCUGGUGGAGGAGAAAUCGUUGGCCUAUUCAGGGCUUCUAGAACUUGAAACAGGGUUGGUACAAACCUCGAGGCCGGUUAUUGAGGCAGCGGCCCAUUCUGUUGGAUAUGGUGCUCCAUAUAUCGGUGGAGUGUCAGGAUUAACAGAAAAUAUUCCUCAAACAAUACUGAAAAAGCUAGACAGUCCAAUUCAGAAUGAGGAGAUUGGAGGUGCUGCUGUUUUCAGCAAACCAGAUUAUAAUGACUCUGUUUUACAGUGUCUAGAGGAAAUUGCAAGGGGCAAUCACUACAAUGAUGUUAAUUCUCUUGCACUGAAGAUUAGUAGACGAAGACUUGCAAUUACAAAUUGGGAAAGGGGUGGUCUUAUUGGAAAAGGUUCAUUCGGAUCAGUAUACGAAGGAUCUGAUGAAAAGGGAUCAUUUUUUGCUGUGAAGGAAGUUUCGCUUGGUAAUAAAAAAAGUCUAGGCCUUCUCCGGAACGAGAUUGCUAUAUUGAAACGCUUGGAUCAUGAAAACAUAAUUCAGUAUUAUGGAACAGACAGGGAUGAAGAAAUGCUUUAUAUGUUUCUAGAGCUUGUAAGUCGUGGCACCCUUGAACAAGCAUAUAAGAAUUGCCCUUUCAAGGAAUCCCAAGUUUCUCAUUAUACUCGACAGAUAUUGGAAGGUCUGAAGUAUCUUCAUGGUUGUAAUGUGAUUCAUAGAGAUCUUAAAUGUGCAAACAUACUGGUGACCGAAUUUGGAAACAUAAAACUUGCUGAUUUUGGUCUGUCUAAAUUUAUGGAAGAUGGUCAGUCUUUGAAGCCAGGCUUGGUAAGUUUAUUAUGGAUGGCUCCGGAGGUUGCUAAUCCUAAAAGUGGCGGGUAUGAUUUUCGAGCUGAUACAUGGAGCCUUGGAUGCACUGUGGUGGAAAUGCUGACCCGAAAGUAUCCACAGUAUAAUGUUAGGAGUACCUUCUUUGCCUUAGAACGUGCCAUUAGAAAGGGCACAGGACCUAUCAUUCCUGAUUCUCUCUCACAAACUUCGAAGGACUUCAUCAAAAAAUGCCUGCAGCCAGAUCCAAGCAUGCGUCCAACUGCUGCCGAGCUUUUAGUUCAUCCUUUCGUGAAUGAAUCAUCUUGCACCCAACCUGAUCUUAGCGAAUUGCUGUUCGGUGAACAAUAUGAAAGUGUAAACUGA